AUGGAGAGACUUCAAGGGGCCAUUGUGGAGAAGCGGAUCCUGGCCAAGGUACACAGCCGGUUCAUCGUCACGCUGGCCUACGCCUUCCAGACCAAGCUGGACCUGUGUCUGGUCAUGACCCUCAUGAACGGCGGAGACCUCAGGUACCACAUCUACAACGUGGACGAGAAGAACCCGGGGUUCCCGGAGCCCCGGGCGGUUUUCUACACGGCCCAGAUCAUCUGCGGCCUGGAGCAUCUGCACCAAAACCGCAUCAUCUACCGGGACCUCAAGCCGGAGAACGUGCUACUGGAUGACGCGGGGCACGUCCGGCUCUCGGACCUGGGGCUGGCGGUGGAGCUGCUGGAGGGAAAGGACAAGACCAAGGGAUACGCGGGGACCCCAGGCUUCAUGGCCCCGGAGCUGCUGAGGAACGAGGAAUACGACUGGAGCGUGGAUUACUUCACCCUGGGGGUGACGCUCUACGAGAUGAUCGAAGCCAAGGGCCCCUUUCGCUGCCGGGGGGAGAAGGUGGAGAACAAGGAGGUGACCCGGCGCAUCCUGCACGACCCGGUGAAAUACUCGGACAAGUUCAGCCCCGCCUGCCGGGCCGCCUGCGAGGGGCUCCUGGCCAAGGACCCCGCCGGCCGCCUGGGCUUCCGGGACCACCAGUGCGACCAGCUCAAGGCCCAGCCCCUCUUCCAGAAGGUCAACUGGGGCCGGCUGGAGGCAGGUCUGGCGGAGCCGCCCUUCGUGCCCGACCCCCGGACGGUCUACGCCAAGGACAUCGGCGAGGUGGGCGCCUUCUCCACGGUGAGGGGGGUGGCCCUGGACGAGCAGGACCGGGCCUUCUACGAGGACUUCUCCUCCGGCAACAUCCCCAUCCCCUGGCAGGAGGAGAUGGUGGAGACCGGCGUCUUCGGGGAGCUGAACGUGUGGGGGGCCAAGGGCACCGUCCCCAGGGACCUGGACCCCAGCGUGUCCGCCGACAGCGUCAGCAGCAAAUCGGGGACGUGCCUCCUGCUGUGAAGGGGGGCCGGGGUGGGAACACGCCUCCCCCCUCCUUGUGUCAAGACCCCCUCCCCCAGACACUCGGCUUGGCCCCGCUCCCCGCCUUCUGGGGACUUGGUGACCCCUACAGCCGCGGUCUCGCAGCAACGCGAGAUGAGGCGAGAACCCAGGAAUCCUGGCUCCCAGCUCUCCCCCCCCCAGCUCUAAUCACUAGC
Messenger RNA from Chelonia mydas (Green sea turtle), 1205 nucleotides. It is a transcript of the gene GRK1, whose product is annotated as G protein-coupled receptor kinase 1. Bases 1 to 1008 code for a protein of 335 amino acids. Gene Ontology annotation, biological process: regulation of signal transduction; protein phosphorylation; signal transduction. The record is from RefSeq and is a predicted model, not a curated record. Gene Ontology annotation, cellular component: cytoplasm. Gene Ontology annotation, molecular function: G protein-coupled receptor kinase activity; ATP binding. NCBI's taxonomy places the organism in Eukaryota, Metazoa, Chordata, Testudines, Cheloniidae. The transcript is spliced from 7 exons.